UCUUUUGGUUUAUAUGUGGAGCCUAUGGCUGCCAAUAUGCAUUGCUGGCUUUCAGCCAUCGCUUUUGUUCGUUUUCUUUUAUAGAGCGUUGUCCGCUGUGAAAGACCAGAGAGAUAGAGAGGCAGGGGAGAGACUUUCAGCUCGAUUAAUCACACUGAUUGAUAGCUCCUUAUUCAAUUAUAUCCAUCUUCUACCUCCUCCAUCACCCACCAUUAAAUCCAAACUACGGUGCAAAAAAAAAAGAGGAAAAAAAGAAGAGAAAAGAAGAGAGAGGGAACCAUAUGCGAAAACCCUACUACCCACAGUUUUAUUUGAUGGAUCUAUGGAUCUGACGCUUUCAUACCCACAUGUAUUGCGCAGUCUCUUUUAGAUCCCCAUCAUUUUCUUUUUGUGUUAUUCGGUGGCUGACCAGAACCGAUCUCGUUGCCUAGUUAUACUUGGUCAUCUUGGUCUGCAUUCGAGGAGGCUGCUGGGGUCUUGGUUGGAGAGGGAGGUAUUGCAUCCAUUUUUGGAUGUGGCGGAACAGGAGGCUUGCUCGGGUGAAAUGAGGGAUGUUAUCAAGGUUGAUGAACUUUCUGAGGGCCUGCUGGCUGCCGUCCUCGGACCAUUAUGUCCACAGGAGUUUGGAUGCUGCAGGCCGGCAAGAUGGACUACUUUGGUACAAAGACAUCGGUCAGCAUAUGAGUGGUGAAUUCUCAAUGGCAGUUGUCCAGGCCAACAAUUUGCUUGAGGAUCAGAGCCAGAUUGAGUCUGGUCCCUUAAGCUUGCUUGAGUCUGGCCCAUAUGGCACUUUUAUUGGAAUUUAUGAUGGUCAUGGCGGGCCUGAGACUUCACGUUUCAUAUAUGAUCAUCUAUUCCAGCAUCUAAAGAGGUUUACCUCAGAGCAACAAUCCAUGUCGGUGGAUGUGAUUCGAAAAGCAUAUCAAGCAACAGAAGAGGGAUUUCUGUCUCUUGUUACCAAACAGUGGCCUAUGAAACCUCAAAUUGCAGCUGUUGGAUCUUGCUGCCUGGUUGGUGUGAUAUGUGGUGGCACCCUCUACAUUGCCAAUGUUGGUGAUUCCCUUGCUGUUCUGGGGAGACUUGUCAAGGCAACUGGAGAAGUCCUUGCCAUCCAGCUAUCAUCAGAACAUAACGUGGGAAGAGAAUCCGUUAGACAGGAGAUGCACUCUUUGCACCCGGAUGACUCACAAAUUGUGAUUUUAAAGCAUAAUGUUUGGCGUGUUAAGGGCUUAAUACAGGUGUCUAGAUCCAUUGGUGAUGUCUAUCUGAAAAAGCCCGAAUUUAACAGAUCGCCUUUGUAUGCUAAGUUUCGCCUUCGUGAACCUUUUAAGAGGCCAAUUUUAAGCUCUGAGCCAUCAAUUUCUGUGCAUGAACUUCAACCUCAUGAUCAGUUUAUUAUAUUUGCUUCUGAUGGGCUGUGGGAGCACCUUAGCAAUCAGGAUGCGGUUGAUAUUGUUCAGAACCAUCCACACAGUGGAAGUGCCAGGAGGCUUGUGAAAGCUGCCUUGUUGGAAGCAGCUAAGAAAAGAGAAAUGAGGUACUCAGAUCUGAAGAAAAUUGACCGAGGCAUUCGCCGACAUUUUCACGAUGACAUUACUGUCAUAGUUGUUUAUCUUGAUUCAAAUCUUGUGAGCAGAGCAAGUUCGGUGAAAGGCCCUACUUUGUCUGUGAAAGGAGGCGGUGUUAAUCUACGUGCAAAAACUCUAGGCUCCUGUGACACACCCGCCGAAGUUAAUACUACCUAAUGAAGCUGCCUCUUUGAACCAUUGUUGGAUCCUUCUCAGUUUUUGACUUUCCAUCAGCUUGUAUAUCAAGGGAAGCUGAAGUCAAUUAAUUUCUUCUUCUUUCUUGUUUUUUUGUUGCCUUUUUCUGUACAAUGUAACAUUUAACUUGAGACAUGCAUUUUAUUAGUUUUGAAGAUCUUAUUCACAAAUUGUGCA
Molecule: messenger RNA, 1940 nt
Organism: Juglans regia (Persian walnut)
Lineage: Eukaryota; Viridiplantae; Streptophyta; Magnoliopsida; Fagales; Juglandaceae
Product: probable protein phosphatase 2C 46
Exons: 5
Coding region: 552-1745 (397 amino acids)
Biological process (GO): protein dephosphorylation
Molecular function (GO): cation binding; protein serine/threonine phosphatase activity
Source: RefSeq, a predicted model, not a curated record